This is a messenger RNA of Staurois parvus, 318 nucleotides long. The record is from the annotation of a GenBank genome assembly. NCBI's taxonomy places the organism in Eukaryota, Metazoa, Chordata, Amphibia, Anura, Ranidae.
AUGUAUGUGAAAUGGUUUGAUACAGUAAUGUUUUACUAUGUGAUUUUAGUGUAUUUAGUGAAUGUCACUGUUUGCCAUUUUCAAAUUUUCCACCAGUUCUGACCCCUGUACGUCCCGAUGCUUGCAGGAACCCAGAUAACAGAUUCCGGCAUUCGCCGGAGGACAUUGCCGGGGACGCUGCAGGAGGGACAUCACAGGAGCGCAGGACAACGUAAGACAAGAACAGAUCCCGGAGCAACGCCGCAUGGUAAGCCCGAGUGUAGCUCGGGGUUACCGCUGUUGCUACACUCGGGAAUACCUCCAGGGAGGUUAAGGUAA